GGGGGCGAGAAAAAUAUCACAGGACUUUGUACGUGGAAAGCAUUGGACAUCAUUGGUCCAUCGUGCGAGGACAACACUAUACAUUUUCAACUACAAGUAUUUUACUGGACUGCAUCGGACCAUAUCUUGUGUUUGAUACUUCUGGACAACUAAUCUGAUUUAUUUGGUUUCUAUUCAUCUCUUGGAUCUAUUUCUGCAGAAACGCGCGCUGCAGAGCUUUAAAAAUGCUCGUCGGCCGCAAAUCGUGCUGGAGGCAGUUGCAGGCUUCUUUUUUCAGACUGCUAUGUCUCAUUCCUACAGGAUUCCCCGUCCGGAGUGUGGAUAUGCAGCGGGCUACCGACAACAUCACAGUUCGCCAGGGUGACACAGCCAUUAUAAGGUGUUAUGUUGAUGACAAAGCCUCCAGGGUGGCCUGGCUCAAUCGAUCAAACAUUAUCUUUGCCGGUGAGGAUAAGUGGUCUCUGGAUCCCAGAGUCGAUCUGGUUACCAAAGGACAACUUGAGUACAGCCUACGCAUACAGAAGGUGGAUGUUUAUGAUGAAGGGUCGUACACCUGCUCCAUACAGACAAAGAAGCAGUCGAAGCCAUCACUGAUCUACCUCAUAGUACAAGUUCCAGCAAACAUUUACAAGAUGUCUGAAGACAUGACUGUGAAUGAGGGCAGCAACGUUACACUCAGCUGCUUGGCCAGUGGCAGGCCGGACCCGCUUAUUACCUGGCGAUUGCUCAACCCCUCAGCGGAGCCACUGGAUGGAGAGGAAUACCUGGACAUCGUUGGUAUAAUGCGAACCCAAGCAGGUCGCUAUGAAUGCAAGGCCAGCAAUGAUGUUGCCACACCUGACGUCAAAUAUGUCAACGUGAUUGUGAACUACCCUCCAACAAUAAAGAGAACCCAGAGCUCGGAAGCCCAGCUUGGUCGCACGGGGACGCUCCUGUGUGAAGCCACAGCUGUGCCCACACCAGAAUUUGAAUGGUUCAGGGAUGACAAAAGGCUGUCCAAUAUUGAAGACAUCAGUAUCCAGGUUCUUGGCACUAGCACCAUUCUCAUGAUUGCAAAUGUUGCCGAAGAGGAUUAUGGGAAAUAUACCUGUGUGGCCUCAAACCGACUGGGUGUCCAAAAUUCCAGUGUCUUUCUCUACAGACCUGGAACUGGCCGAGAUAUCAGUGGCGCAGCCUGCGUAUCUCAAUCACUGUGGCUCCUGUUGGCCUGCAUCACUUGCCUUCUCUUCAAGUGUUAAUACCUCUCCUCUCGUCCUCCUCCCACUUGGCCUUUGACCUUCCCAUUCAUUUUCUUGCCAAUUCACCGACAUCCUUAUGGCUAUACCGAUCUGACUGCCCCCAGACUCUUGCAUCAAUAAGAACACCUCACGUGCUGUUAAGCACUGCUUGCAGAUAUUACUUUUCGCGUCCGGUUGUGAGUAUGACACCAAUGACGCAAGAAAAGAAAAAAUGAAGGACGGAAUAAGCAAACAGUGCUCUUUAAAGGAAUUGUGUUCCUCUUUUUAAUACGUACGCACUUCGUUUCUGCUCCUGGUUUAAAAUUGUUUUUGUACUGUGUCCUCAUCAUAUUCAGCACACAGUCAGCCCGAUUUUACCAAUUGGUUAUCUACAAAGUUAAUGAGUUGGAAUAAUCUGCCAAAUUUUACAUGACGAGAUUACGAAAUUAGUCUUAAUUAGUUCAUAAUUGAAGCGUUAUCAUAUUGAGAUCAAAUGGACUCCAUUCACAGUAUAAAUUGCUAUUUAUGGUGAUGAAUAGCAGUACCCAUGUUUCGUGACCGAAAUUGUUUUCAAACUCCAUUUUGCUCUGAAUCUCUUGCUAUUAAACAGCCAAUUCUCAUGAGAAUUUAGCUAUAUUUAGGAUAUUUUUACGUAUAUAUUUGAUGCCUGAAAAUGUAAAUGUAUUAAAAGGAAUUCAAGUUUUUUCAUUGUAAUCAUUUCCAUAAGUGCAAAAGCAGUAGACAGAAAAUAGAUUAUACAUACAGUAUGUAACCAAAAUACUGAGAAAAUUGUGCUGUUGAGAAAACUACAUGCAAUAAAUUGUUUUCAGUGCUUUCUGCAGGUCUACAAUAAUAUAGGUCAUUCUGUUUCAUCAUGAUUUAUUAACAUAAAGAAUGGAUAAGUAAAAAUGAACCUAAUGUGUAAUAUCCUAAUUAUAUUUUGUAAUUUACACCAAAUACUCAAGAUUCUCAUGAAAAAUGGCUGAAAUUAAUAUACAGAGGUGCAUAAUUACUGUAUGUAACUUAAUGUGCAGUGCAUACCAUGAUUUUUCUUCCUCUGUGAUGAGGCAACCUGUUUGAUUGUGUCUGUUUGAUGAGCAUCCUACCUGGCUGUUGGGCAGUGGCCUUCACUGGCAGGCAGCUUGAACCUGCAUUUUUAACUCCAUGCAGUAAACUACAACACGUGCUUUUUGCUUGUGAAUUUCCGUGUAUGACUCAAUGAAUGAUUAUCUUAGAUGUAUUUCCCUUUUAAGAGAACUCCGGAAGCUGAUGAUACAGACAUUUUUAUUUCUCUAAUCCAUUCAAAAUCCGGAUUUUUUUUGGUUUUUGUUUCUUGUGUAGAUUACAAUUUGUCACUGAUAGAAAUAAGGACAAAUAUAUGAAUUAAAGUCAAUUUGAUGAGAUGGAUCAAAUUUUCCCCUCCCCUCAAAAAGCAAAGACUAAUGUGUUACUGCAGGCUGAAGAGGACGCAAGCCCUCUACUUGCUAAUACCUAAUUUACAGGUGACAAUAUGUCUACUAUUAAUUAAACAGUCUUGAUAUCAAAAAAUAAUAAUAACAAAUUGGACUCUGAGAAUGGACACGUAAAUCUCCCAAGAAUAUACUGUACUUACCAAAUUUCAUUGUAAUCUGUCCACAAAUAAUGGAGAAAUGGAUCAAAAUGAUAGUGGACACACUAACAACAUCAUCAGCAUGAGCUUGACAGGCCUUUAGCCUGUAAAAAACCCAGAAGUAUUGUUUCACAUGGCCUUGCUUGCAUAUUGUAGACAGUACAUUAAUUUACUCCUGUGGGAAUUUAAAAAUAAGAGCAGUAAAACAGAAAGGUUAUUCAAUCUUGCUAUUCUUACAACACGUCCUCUACACAAAAAUGCUAAAAUGCUUUCAACAGGUGUACAUUUAUACUGUUUGUUAUUUAUUUCACUGAAUCUUCAUCAGCUCAGGCCACUUGCAUGCUGUUUCCACUGUUGUGGCAACUCAAAUCAAAGUACUGUAAAACAAUUGUGUAUUUACACUGAUUUGAUAACUGAGUGUGUACAGCUGUAUGCUACGGGUUAUAUUUUCAACCUAUUGGAGCUUGUUCUGUAGUAUAUUUAACUUUCAGUCAAGUGAACAUUAACAUAACAGCUUUUCGGGAGAUAAUUUUUUUUUUGUUUCGUUUAAAUGUGUCACACAAGUUUUGCUUUUGAGCAUAUAAAUUAUGUUUAAUCGCAUUCAUGUUUGCUAACUGGAAUACUUGUCUUUAAUGUGAUUGUAACUUUCCGAAAUUGUGCUUCGUUUUCAAUGCUGGCGAUAUGUCCUCAUGUUUCUUUCAAGAUUUUUUUGCCAAUUUUUGUGUGUGUCUAUCAGCAACUUAAUAAUGAGAAAAACAAAAUAAGUAAUCUGUACGAAGUGACAACCAAAGAAUAAUACAAAUUUCCAUGUGGAUUUUUUUUGCAUUGAAAAAAAAAAUCUGAACAACCCAAUGUAACAUUCUUUCACAGGUCAUCCCUUAGUCCAACCAACACCUGAAGUGCCAUCCUAGCAUAUUAGCAAGAUUAAUAGACUAACCACAAUUUGAUGAGUACUUGCCCAACUCUAUUAAAGAUACAAUAUUACCGCAAACAUUGGUGAUACUAGGUAAUUGCACUUAAUUUGCAUUGACAUGGUCAGGUGGGUACAGUAUUAAGUGAACUGUAAUUGUGCAGCGGUGAAGAAUGGCACUGUCUCAUACUGAGAGUUGAUGCUAAUACUUAAUGCUUCUAAUCGGCUACCUCAUUUAGUUGGAUGGCAUAAUAAAAUUUUUAGACACCUCUCAAUAUGAUAUAGUACACUCUCACAGCACUAAAAAAACCAAACACAAUAAUUGACAUAUACGUAUAUUGCUACUUUCUAUUAUAAAACAUACAUAUGUAUAUUAAAGAUGUGUCCGAAAAUUCGGCGCCGAAAACAGCUAGAAUUGCAUUUUUGGUUUUCAAUUAAAAGGCCAAAAGUUUAUCACAGAAUGGUGAGAAGCACCAUAGUCCUCUUGUGAUGACGUCAUCAAAACAUGAUGAGAAGUAACACUACUGGCUCACAGCCAACAUGUCCACGGUUUGGAAGUAUUUUGAGGUAUCAAAGAAAUAUAUUACUUAUAAUCAUGAAGGAAAAUACAAUAAAUUGGCUCGAUGGUGCUCCAAGUGCGUUCUGAAGUUGCUUUCCAUUGAUGUCUCGCAGCACAUCGAGUACGUACAGUGGAUUUGAGCGUGUGCGUGAGUAGGUUGGAGUUUAAUCAAGCGAACAAUAUACAAAUAAAAAUGUAUCUAAAUGCAUAUAGUGGGGCAAAAAAGUAUAUAGUCA
Molecule: messenger RNA, 4531 nt
Organism: Corythoichthys intestinalis (scribbled pipefish)
Lineage: Eukaryota; Metazoa; Chordata; Actinopteri; Syngnathiformes; Syngnathidae
Gene: lsamp
Product: limbic system associated membrane protein
Exons: 8
Coding region: 225-1238 (337 amino acids)
Source: RefSeq, a predicted model, not a curated record